AUGGAGCAACGAGAAUCGCAUGAGAUGCACAGCGUCAGCGAGGAGAACAGACAAGCAAACGCGAGUGCACCAAAGGUCCCGGAAACUACUCACGAGCCCAUGUACACGUCGAGGCUUUCGAGAGCGUCUUCCAUGACCAUUCGCGAGCCCAUUGUCAGGACUCUCCACACUUCGUUCUGGCCGCUGAUGGUCUUCAUCUUUUAUGCGAUACUCGCCCUAUUCACCUGGAUCGUUCUUUGUCUCGCGAGCAGCCGGCCGAUCGGAAGCAAGCAAGACUAUACGAACGCGCAAAAGUAUCCAAUCACCAUAGACGAGCUGCUUGCUACCUUGUCUAGACACGAGAAGGCACUCAGAGCGGCGCAGAUCCUACAAGUGGUAGUCGCUCUACUCACGAUUCCCAUCACUUCCGCGAUAUGUUCCAUGGCUCUAGCUGCCUAUAUCCAGGCCGGCAGCUCGAGAACGAAGUUGAACCUCCGUCAGACUAUGGCGCUUGCGGACCAAGGCUGGACCAGCCCACGAACGUUGACUAGGUGGUCCAAAGUUGGAAGCCUCCCACUGUACUUCGCCUUUGCAUUGACCUUAGUGGGUGCUGUCUUCCCCAUUCUGCAGACAACGUUUAUCCGAAUUACUCCGACACGUAUACCGACUCGCAGCACACGGUCCAGUCUUGAUAAGAUGAGCUCAGAUACCUGGUUCUCACCCGUUCCCUCGGGCUUCAGCACCGGUGUCCACGUUGACCCUCAGUACGCACCACGCCUCAAUACGACGAUCGAAUACAGGAACAUGACAGACGCCGAGUGGCCGACCGAAUGCGAUCGCGACAGAGAAGACGUAUUCUUCGUAGAAUACCAUGGAGGAGAUGAUGAUUAUCGCAAGUUCGAUAUGAUGGCUUGCAUACCCGCCAACAUCUCUGACACACCUUGGCAAGCUACGUACAACCGGCAGGACAUUACCGAGGAUCUUUUUCUCGCAAUUUCGGUGCGUUCAGAGAUACGUAAUCCUGUUAUGUGGAGAAUAAGCGCCCGUUCGACAUUGGGCUACUUCGAACUUCCCAAUGCUAAGAACGGGAAUCGCGCCGGGCCGUUGCUCGAUGAAAUAUCCUUGACGAACACUUGGACCGAAUCACGCGGCGGGUCCGGUCGAAGUGAGGAGAGACGAGCAACCAACGAAUCCUAUGCAGGAAAUGUGAGGCAGGCCAUUGGAGAACACAUUGGUCCGCUGACUGCUAUUGGACUGGCUCUGUUCGGCGAAGGCUCUUUCAUUGAAAGAAGAGUUUCAAAUCCAUCCGCCUUCACUGUGGAUCGACCUGAGGUCGAAGAUAUUUAUUACGAGAACUUCGGCGACAAUUGCCUCGGGAUGAUGCCUCUCAGUUUUGCCAGAGGAGGCUGCCUCCGCGACUACAACUACCUGAGCGAGAACGAAGUCCUUGCACCUGUGAGACAGCUAAUCGCAUACUUUGACAAUGAAAACUCUGCACGUGCGGCGCUCACCGUGGCCGCUUUUCUCGCCAACAAAGAGUGGCUGAACCCAAGCCAAUACAACAGUUGGGGAGGACAUAGGAAUUCACGCGAAGUUUAUUUCGAUCCGGGCGUUCCAACCAAGAAGACUGAUAUCGCGCUUUGGGGAAUCAUCACCGGCUCUGUUUUCCUUGGCCUUCACCUUCUCGGUUUGCUGGUGCUUGCCCUGUACGCCUUUUGGAAGAGGCCAUUCACGCCUUGGUUGGGUGCAGAAUUCGUUGUCAAGGCUGGUACGGCACAUGCUGAUAUUCUGAGCGCUGCCGAGGGGGACAAGCAGUGGAAGCAGACUAUUGCUGCGUGCCCAGGGUUCGUCGGGGACGAGAAACCCACGGAUGAUGUGGGUCGUAUCGCAUUUGGCGCUACUGCUGCCUUGAGCAGAACACGGGGCAAGAAGUUUGAGGAGCUCUAG
Messenger RNA from Alternaria ventricosa, 1926 nucleotides. RefSeq lists its product as uncharacterized. The coding region runs from base 1 to 1926 and encodes 641 amino acids. Lineage: Eukaryota; Fungi; Ascomycota; Dothideomycetes; Pleosporales; Pleosporaceae. The record is from RefSeq and is a predicted model, not a curated record. The transcript has 3 exons.